Messenger RNA from Pecten maximus, 7542 nucleotides. RefSeq names its product chloride channel protein 2-like. NCBI's taxonomy places the organism in Eukaryota, Metazoa, Mollusca, Bivalvia, Pectinida, Pectinidae. Gene Ontology annotation, cellular component: membrane. The transcript is spliced from 27 exons. Bases 256 to 3099 code for a protein of 947 amino acids. The record is from RefSeq and is a predicted model, not a curated record. Gene Ontology annotation, biological process: chloride transport; transmembrane transport. Gene Ontology annotation, molecular function: voltage-gated chloride channel activity.
CCUGUCUAUUGGCCCAACCUUUAAGACGUAAGCCUAAGGGCUUCCAUACUUAGAACAUACCUGUAACCUCUUCGGAUCUCUUACCAACGUUUUCGUAAAAGAAUCAGUUUGUAUAUGGAUUAUUACAAAACGUCAAAGUUGCUAGCAGAAGAAGUCUAGCAGAACACUCAUUCUUUUACGGAAAGGUAAGAAAGCUAUAUCGACAUGGACCAAUCAAAAUGAUCGUUACAUUUUACCGACAGAUGGCGUACCAACAUGGCUGAAAAACAAGACCUUGGUUAUGAACAGACACUGCUUUACGGAAAAUACUCCAAAGAUCUCGGCUCCUUUGCAAAGUUCCAAGCGAAACGACUGAAAAAGGAGAAAACAGACUUAGGCAACAUAGAAAAACCUAAAAAGGGGCUUUAUUUCUACGUAGUAAGCCAUUGGAUUUUACAAAAAUGUACCAAUGUGCGGGACAUCGUGUUCCGAGCGGUCGGAGAAGACUGGAUAUUCCUGGCACUACUGGGAGUCCUCAUGGCCUUGCUCAGCUUUACAAUGGAUUUCAUUAUAGAGAAAUGCCAGGAAGCCAAAUUAUGGUUGUACGAGGAGGUAGCCUUUUCAGUGGGACUACAGUACCUAGCCUGGACAUUUUACUCUGUCAUAUUCAUCCUGUUUGCGACAGGAUUCACACAUUUGGUAGCUCCACAGGCCGUAGGAUCUGGUAUUCCGGAGAUGAAGACGAUCCUUAGAGGUGUGGUACUGAAGGAGUUCUUAACAUUUAAAACAUUGUUGUCCAAGAUCGUUGGACUUUGUUCAUCCUUGGGGAGCACACUUCCUAUAGGGAAAGAGGGACCAUUUGUACACAUAGCUAGUAUAGUAGCCACACUACUCGGAAAGCUGACAUCCUUCCGAGGGAUAUACGAGAAUGAGUCUCGGCGUACAGAGAUGCUCGCUGCUGCGUGUGCUGUUGGGGUGGCUGGAACAUUUGCAGCACCAAUUGGUGGUGUUCUGUUUAGUAUAGAAGUAACAGCGACCUAUUUUGCGGUGAGAAACUACUGGAGAGGAUUCUUCGCUGCAGUGUGUGGUGCCCUCGUAUUUAGACUGUUAGCUUUGUGGUUUAAAAAUGAAGAGACCAUCACAGCAUUAUUUAGGACGUCGUUGAGAACAGAUUUCCCAUUUGAUGCCUUAGAAUUAUUAGCUUAUUCAUUUAUAGGAGUCGUGUGUGGCUUUGGAGGGGCCUUAUUUAUAUUACUGCAUAGAAAAAUCAUUUUAUUUACAAGAAAACAGAAAAGAAUGACAGUAUUUUUACAGAAAAAUCGUUUUAUAUAUCCCGGGCUGGUUGCCUUCAUGAUUGCAUCCCUCACAUUCCCUCCAGGCCUUGGCCAGUUUUUCGCAGGAAAUUUAACGAGUCGACAGGCCAUCAAUGAGUUAUUUAGUAACAUUACCUGGACGUCGGGUCAGGCAGACAAUUUGGCCGAGGAGGAAAUCAUCAGUCACUGGAAACACCCUGACACCAACAUCUACGUUAACCUCGUCAUUUUCAUUGUUAUGAAUUUUUGGUUUGGGGCUAUAUGUAAUACAUUACCUAUACCAGCUGGAGUGUUCGUGCCUGUAUUUACAGUAGGAGCAGCUUUUGGGCGUCUGGUAGGGGAGGGAAUGGCAGCAUGGUUUCCGGGUGGUAUUCCAUCAGGAAAUGUGGUCCGCAAAAUUGUUCCUGGAGGUUAUGCUGUUGUGGGGGCAGCAUCUUUAUCGGGAAGUGUUACGCGGACUAUAUCAACGUCUGUGAUCGUGUUUGAGCUGACUGGUCAGAUCAGCCACGUGUUACCUGCUGUGGUAGCUGUGCUUAUAGCUAAUGCCAUAGCCAAUCAGCUGCAGCCUUCCUUUUAUGACAGUAUCAUCAAACUGAAGCGCCUUCCGUACCUACCUGAUAUUGUGUCUUCCAAAUCAAGUACAUGGAAUGUUUAUGUAGAAGAUAUUAUGGUCACAGAUGUCCAGUACGUGUCCUUUGUGUCCAGUUACGGUCACCUGAAGGACCUUGUGACCAGGUCCAUCCACAAAAGUUACCCUCUAGUGGACUCACCAGAUUCCAUGAUAUUACUCGGCUCUAUUCAGCGAUUUGAACUGGAGCGCAUCCUCAUGCUACACUUGAGUUAUGACCAAAAAAUCCUCAUGAGUAAUUCUGAUGACGAUACACCAGGGACUCGGACCCCUAAUUCCGAGUUAUCCACUGCUCAAAACUCCAGAGCCCCUUCACCUGCUCCCAUUCCAACCCUCAUGGUCACCGAUUCCUCUCCCUCCAGAUCCUCAAGGUUCCAGGUUCAAAAGGUCGAUGAAGUACAAGGGGGAGCAAGUAAACUGCCAAACCCUUUAAAAAUGAGAUUUUCAAAAUCGUCCAGCAGUUUGACAGAAAUGUCAGAAGAAGCGAAGGAGGAACAAACAUAUCAUACUCUCCAACUUCCUCUCCGCUCCAUCCUCAAAAACUCCACCUCAACAUCAAGUAUGGGCAAAGCAAGCAGCACUAGUGACCUCAAAUCCUCUAUAAACGCGUACUAUGACCAGUUCAGGAACCAAAGGAAGGACAGUAUUGUGGAGGACAUGCCCUUCGUAAUCAAUAAAGGAAGUUUCCAGAAUCUUGCCAAGAAAGUACGAUUGACAGGUUAUAAGUCCCUUGGUUGUCCACCGGAGCCAGUUAGGGUGAAAAACCUUUCAGCAGACCAGCAACAAGAGUGGGAGGAGCAGCAGCUGAUGGAGAUCAUUGAUUGGGAAGGAUGUCAGAUAGACCCCGCCCCCUUCCAGCUGGUGGAGCGUACAUCAUUACAUAAGGUCCAUUCGCUGUUCUCACUGUUGGGUCUGAACCAUGCUUAUGUUACCAACGCUGGCAAGUUGGUGGGCGUGUGUGGACUCAAAGAGUUACGGAAAGCCAUCCAAGGACGUAUUGAUGCCCAGGCGAACGGUCAGACAGACGAGGAGGAGGAGGACAGCGAAGUGGAGGAUAUUGAUCCUCAGGAUCUCAAGGUUGUGCCUUCCAUCAACCAAGACUAUACCUUGGUCAACACUACCAACCCACAACUCUCUGAAGGAACAGAACUACACACCUUUAAUCUGUCGGAAGUGUAACUCUGUAAUGAAAAUACUAUGUCACUACAAAAGGCAGUAAAAGUAAAAAAAAAUCAGUGUCACAUGAUUUUGGAGUUUGGAACUCUAAUAGUAUUAGGUCAGGGGUAUUAGUGAACCUUUAGUCUGGCUGACGAUUUGUCCACAGGCAAGGCUUUAGAAUUGUUAUUUUUAUGAAUUGAGACUUGCUAGUUACAAAUAUGUUAUGUAUGAAUCCUCUGUGAUAACAAACAGGUCUCGUGAAUAUCCUGUUACUGCCAUAUUAUUUUACUCAGUAUAAAACCCCUCCCCUAUUUUUCACAUUUUCUCUGUCUAUAUUCUGGAAUACGAAGAAGAGGAAGAAAAAACAAAAAACAAAAACAAAAACAAAAAUAUGUGAAAAUGAUAAUAAACUUCAGUUAUCAUAGAACUAUAUAUAGAGCUCUAGUUAUUCUUACUAUGUUACUAUGACUAUGAAAUUAGCGAUUUAUAAGUUGUAGAAACAUGUAUAGUUUUACCCAGUACUUAAACAAUGGAAACUUGUAAAUUCACUCUUACUUUCCUACAACACAAUAUUUUUAGGGAGUGUUCUUUAAGUCAUCAAACUGAGAUGUGAAGGAGACACUUGAUAUAUAUACUAACUACAGUUGGUCCUCCUGAUCUAGAAGUCCAUUAGGUCAUGAAAAUUUUUCGAGAUAUCUUGAGGUAACCAAGGUAACGGAUUAUAUGUUAUAUAGAAUGUUUACUUUAAGUUGAGUCUUCAAGUUAUCAGUGUAUGAGAUAACAAGGUUAGCAUGUCUAACAAAUAUCAUACAGCAAUAAUUUAUAUAUGCUUUACAAAUUAUUUAAUCUGUUAUGAUGUACUAGAUAGAAUUAGGAAACAGCUUGAUAAAUUUUACAUGUUGCAUUAGAUGAUAGGUCUACAUGGUUAUAAGCUCCCUUUAUCAAAGAAUAGGGGCCAAAUUUAGUCAUAUGUGACAGUCUUGCUGAUGUUUAACCUAAAAUGAUUGAGUAUUAAAGCAGUUUCAAACUGUACUUUGUCAAUAUAGAAGUCGACUAUUGAAAUUGUAGCUAAGGCAUUGUGAAGUAUUAUCAACAGACCCGACCAAAUUUUCUUAUUUAUGAGGCCCUGAUUAGGUCAAAUGGCCCAUAACAUUUUUUCACUUGACCAUUCUGUGCCAGGGGAGAUAACAUGAUAUGAAAUGGGAACAAGGGGGGUAACUGCUGGUUGGAAUAAUGACCAACUCUCCAUCAUCAUGUGACAAAAAUAGUUAAUCUGAAAAAGAUACACCUCAAUUAUAUCCUAAAAUUGAUAAGCAACACAAUAUUUUGAUAAGGGGAGAUAACUUUAUAUUAUAAAUUUAUUCCCUGUGUGUACAUAAUGAAAAAUAUAUAUAUAUGGAGAAAGAGAUCUUUAUAACUUGAGAUUGAAUUGUUGAGAUACAACUGAGAUUUUCUGUCACUUUGUAUGCAUUUAUUUUUAUAUAAAAAUUGCAAUGAAAUGCCUUGAUAUUAUGUGAGAUGCUCGAUAUCUGUUAAUAUAGAACUUAUCUAAAAAACAACGAUUAUGCAAAAUAUUUCGUCCAUUGUUAAGUCUGCCGAUUGUUUUUUUGUAUCAUAUGGUAUUGUAUAUUUGCUUGAAACAUUUGUUGGCAUUUGUUAUAUCUAAUUGGUGGUGAUAGUGCUUGACAUGUUCAUGAUAGAAACUAUCAUUUAAGUUCUUUUCUCUGAAGAUUUAUAUAACUAUGACAAAAUCAGUGUCAAACUCUAUCCUGGUGCUAGAAUUCUACAGAUUUUUAUGAAAUAUGUUGUGGGUGGUUUUUUUUUUUUUUUUUUUGUAAGCUGCAGUUUGUCUCCCAUUUAUGUUGAGAAUUGAGUGGUGUUUAUAUCUGUAUAGACUAAAUCUUUAUUGUAUAAUAUUCUCUGUCCUGAUAAUAAAUAUAGGCAGACAUAUUAACAGAACUAUCACUAAUAAAACAUAUGUACAUAUUGUACAGACAUAUUAACAGAAAUAUCACUAAUAAAACAGAUAUGUACAUAUUGUACAGGAUCCCAAGUAGUCUGCUUAAUUGAAAAACCAUUGGAAAGAAAUUUUACUAUAAAACUCAAAUUUUCCAAAUCAAUUUCUAUGAUUUUAUAACUUGAACUCUUAUUAUAAUAUAUUAUAUUAUAAUUAUUAUAGGAAUCAAUAUUGAAUUAUGAAAAUCAAUUGGUGUCACUUUAGAAGAAACUUGAUGUUGAUAUAGAUGUAUAUGUAAUAUAUAUAUAUUGGGCUAGAAUCAGUGCACAGGGACUCUGCACCAAUUUAUAACCCACAGUCCAUGUGAUACAUGUAUACACUGUACAUGUAUUUAUGUGAUAUAUAUGGACUAUAGGUUAGGAAUUGAUCUCGAGUCCUUGUGAGGCUGUAAAACACCACUUAUAUAUGAUUGUUUUGUGAUAUGUAUGUUAUAAAUAUUUCUUCAAAGCUUGAUAAAUUUUAAAGCAUAUUUCUACCAGGGAUCAUUUGCUGUAUAUGCAACUACAAUGUAUAUAUCCUACAUAUUUUAUAUCAAUUCAGGGUUAAAUACCUACUAAAAAUAUUGACAAUUAGCCUCUUUUAUUUUCUCCUUUUAUAGGUUCAGUAUGAUACAAAUGAUUAUUUUUGUAUUACUUAUACAGUGGUUCAGGGGUCAUUUUUACAAUGUCACUAUGCACAGGGACUUGGCACGAAUUUCCAGUCCAUAUACAUAUGUUUUACUGGUAUAUUGAUCGUGAGUUAGAAAUUUGUGCCAUGUCCCUGUGAUGUUGUGUGUAUUAAAAGGGCACAUGUCAAAAUGUUAAUACAGAUGUACUUAUUGGGUACAUGUGAAGCCUGAAGAUAGAUGUGAUACUAUGAUGGACACAAAAGCAAGUCGUGUUGGGUGAUGUUUGAUGAUAAGGCCAUAAAUUUUCACAAAUUUUCCCAUCAGUUUUCGCAUUGCACAUAAAAUGUUUUGAUUGUGGCAAAAUAUCUAAAAAAAAUAUGUUGCAUUGGUAUCAGACCAGUUGUUAAUUCUCGUGACUAGAUACAACUGAAGCUGAUACAGUUUUGAUUCAAAUUAGAAGUCAUAUUCAACCAAAUUAAUGCAAUGGCCUCUAUGAGUGCUACCCUGCAUUUUUUGGUAGGGAAAAUCACCAACAGAACACUGACUAUAGUUGUGGAGAUGAAACCUAGCAAUAGGCAGAGUCAUGUAGGUAAUAAACCAGUAGUUAACUAGGGCUAUUCCAGUAAAAUAUUUACCCAACGCGGGGACUCCAGGUUUGUCAAACUCCCAUAGAAGUGAUUUAACUCAAGCGCUAACAUUAUAAUAAGCUGCAUUUUCUCAAGUGCUCUUCAUGCAUAGAAUUUCUUCAUUUCUUGCAUCCUCCCUUAGGAUAAAUAUUUACUGGAACAGCUCUAACUAAUUUUUCUAGGAAAAAGGAUUGGUGUACUUACUUGUAGUCUGUAAAAUAUUGCUAACUUACUGAUGUAUAUGUCAAUACAGAGUUCAGUCUUCCAUCAAUGACUUCCAGAGGAAUAAAUUAAUGGUUUUGUUACGUGUGUGUUCGAAUGGGUGAAGCACAGUGCAUAUACCAGGCUGAAUAUGGUAUUUGUAGAUUCGUCAGUAGAUAUUGUUAUGUAUAUGUGUAUAUAAUCACAGUGUUUUUGGUAGACUGUAUGGGCCAUGUUAGUUCUCUACUUAAUAAUAUCUCUAAUAAAUGGUUUCGGUUCAUAUAUCGAAAACAUGCUUACCGGGGGUAUACUUUUUAUAUGCAGUUUUCUUCACAUAAUUUCAUGUUUUAAUAUCAUACUGAAAUUAAGUGUUUAUAUAGCAAGUUGUUGAGUUUGGCUUAGGGGAACAGCUGUUUUGUUGGACAUGAAAUUCAAACAACUCCUAAAGGCCUUUAAUUUUUACCUGAAAAUUUGUAGCAGAACUGGACUGGGCUGAAAUGACAGUGGCCGGGUAGCUCAAAUGGUGAGAGUAUUGUGAAUUUGGGAUUCCAGGUUUGAGUUCCAGUCCUGCUGUUAAAUUUCCACUCUCUUAUUACAUAAUGACACACAACUAAUAUACUCUAGAAAGGUGAUAUGAGGUCGGAGGAAGGAAGAGUUAACAGAACCGAAUGGCACUGAACACAGUGGCCUGGUAGCUUGAGGAUUAGUGCCUGUUUAGAGUUCUGAUGUCCUGGGUUCGAGUCUUGGUCUGGUCGUUCAAUUUUCCCUCUCCUAUUACAAUGUCCAUCAAAACAAUUACCCCUCAGCCAAAUCAACAAUUUUAAAAUGUCAUCAGGGACAUUCUGUUAUAUAGUCUCUGACAUCAUGUCGUAUGUUGAUUGGAUUUUACUGUGGACCAACUAAUAUUAUAACUCCACAUAACAUACCAGGCAGACAUGUUGCUUAUUUAUCGACAAAACAGCAGAUGUAUUAUAUGAACAAUGGCUGUGAUGGGAUUUGUUUUUUUUUUGUUA